CUUGCAGUGAUGAAAUGUAAACCUGGGCGGGCAGAAAGACCCGCUCCGGUAAGUUGAUCGCCCCACGCCUCCCCUGCCUGGCGAAGGCUGUCUCGGCGGGACUCGGCUCGCCCCGGGACCGGAUGAAUUCGCCCAAGGACCGUGCCCAGCCCAGGGAGACGCGCCCUCUUCCUUCCCUUCCUCGGAUGGCUGUCACGUUUGGGGCGAACGGCGUGCCCUAGCGAUGGAAACGAGUAUGAAGAAGUUCACGGUGCGCAGGUUUUUCUCGGUCUAUCUCCGCAAGAAAUCGCGCUCCAAGAGCUCCAGCCUCGGGCGCUUUGAGGAAGAAAGCAUCGUAAAGGAGAUAGACAUCAGUCACCAUGUCAAAGAAGGUUUCGAAAAAGCAGAUCCCUCUCAAUUUGAGCUCCUGAAAGUACUGGGACAAGGCUCCUAUGGAAAGGUAUUCCUGGUGAGAAAAAUCAAAGGAUCUGAUACUGGGCAGCUCUAUGCAAUGAAGGUACUUAAGAAAGCAACUCUAAAAGUCCGAGAUCGCGUACGGUCAAAAAUGGAAAGAGACAUUUUGGCUGAAGUGAAUCAUCCUUUCAUUGUAAAACUUCAUUAUGCAUUUCAAACAGAAGGAAAACUGUAUCUCAUACUAGAUUUCCUGCGAGGAGGGGACCUUUUUACCAGACUUUCGAAAGAGGUAAUGUUUACAGAAGAAGAUGUUAAGUUCUAUUUAGCUGAGCUGGCCUUGGCUUUAGAUCAUCUUCAUGGUCUGGGUAUUAUAUACAGAGAUUUGAAACCAGAAAACAUUCUUCUAGAUGAAGAAGGACACAUUAAGAUUACAGAUUUUGGCCUGAGCAAGGAAGCUAUUGACCAUGACAAGAGAGCUUAUUCAUUUUGUGGGACAAUAGAAUACAUGGCUCCAGAGGUGGUCAACCGGCGAGGACACACCCAGAGUGCAGAUUGGUGGUCCUUCGGUGUCCUAAUGUUUGAAAUGUUGACAGGGUCACUACCAUUUCAGGGGAAAGACCGAAAGGAAACAAUGGCACUCAUUCUCAAAGCCAAACUAGGAAUGCCACAGUUUUUGAGCAUAGAAGCUCAGAGUUUGUUGCGAGCUCUUUUCAAGAGGAAUCCAUCUAACAGAUUAGGUGCUGGCCUUGAUGGAGUUGAAGAAAUUAAACGUCAUCCCUUUUUUGCCACCAUUGACUGGAAUAAACUGUACAGAAGAGAAAUCAAACCACCAUUUAAACCUGCAGUUGGUCGACCAGAGGACACUUUCCAUUUUGAUCCUGAAUUCACAUCACGGACCCCAACAGAUUCCCCAGGUGUCCCUCCAAGUGCCAAUGCUCAUCAUCUCUUCAGAGGAUUCAGCUUUGUGGCAUCCAAUUUGGGGCAGGAACCUGUACAGCAAGAACCACAUAAAGCCACAGUUCAUCCAAUUGUCCAGCAGUUACAUGGGAACAAUAUUCACUUUACAGAUGGAUAUGAAAUCCGGGAAGACAUCGGCAUUGGCUCAUAUUCUGUUUGCAAGAGGUGUAUUCACAAAGCUACAGAAGCAGAGUUUGCAGUAAAGAUAAUUGAUAAGGGCAAAAGAGACCCUUCAGAAGAAAUUGAGAUUCUUCUGAGAUAUGGACAGCACCCAAAUAUUAUUACACUCAAAGAUGGCUAUGAUGAUGGGAAAUUUGUAUACCUUGUAAUGGAGCUGAUGCGAGGAGGAGAACUCUUAGAUCGAAUCCUUCGACAGAAAUGCUUCUCAGAACGAGAGGCUAGUGCCGUUCUCUGUACCAUUAGUAAAACUGUGGACUAUCUGCAUUCCCAGGGUGUUGUACAUCGAGAUCUGAAGCCUAGUAAUAUUUUGUACAUGGAUGAAUCAGGGAACCCAGAGUCGAUCAGAAUGUGUGAUUUUGGAUUUGCCAAACAACUGAGAGCUGAGAAUGGUUUACUAAUGACACCAUGUUACACAGCCAAUUUUGUAGCACCUGAGGUCCUGAAACGGCAGGGUUAUGAUGCAGCCUGUGAUAUCUGGAGUUUGGGGAUUUUGUUGUAUACCAUGUUAGCAGGAUUCACCCCUUUUGCAAAUGGACCAGAUGACACCCCAGAGGAAAUUCUGGCUAGAAUUGGCAGCGGAAAGUAUGCUCUAGCAGGAGGGAACUGGGAUUCCAUAUCUGAUGCUGCAAAGGAUAUUGUGUCAAAAAUGCUUCAUGUAGAUCCCCAUCAGCGCUUAACAGCAGCCCAGGUUUUAAGGCAUCCAUGGAUAGUAAACAGGGAGUAUCUCUCCCAGAAUCAACUCAGCAGACAAGAUGUUCAUCUUGUAAAGGGUGCCAUGGCAGCCACCUAUUUUGCUUUAAACCAAACGCCUCAAGCACCAAGGCUGGAACCGGUAUUGUCCUCCAACCUGGCCCAGCGAAGGGGAAUGAAAAGAUUGACCUCAACGAGGUUAUAAUGGUCCCAAAAAGGCCUGUUUAAAUAAAGAGAAACACUUGAUCAGAGAGGCUGAUCUAUAUUGUUAAUGUUGCAGGACUCCUGGCACAUACAUUGUUUUAAUCAGCAAAACUUCAGUUUAAGGCAAAGUUGUUCUUUGCUUUCAGAUAUUUUUGGGUUCUGUUUUUUACAUUACCAACAAGAUAGUAAAUACUCAGAAAUGUGCCAUUUUUUUCAAUUGCUGUAUUGCUUCUUAUUUAGGUACUGUAUCAGUUGCUGACAUUGUGUUCUCUCCUCCUUUAAUCCAAAUGCUAUUUUUGGAAUUAUAGAUGCUCUGUAAGACCACUUUUGUAACAGAUUCGAUUUUAGCUCUACCAGCAUCUUAUGUCUGAUGUAUUGUCACCACUAUCAUUAGCUGUACUAAGGUUUGUCUCCAAAACGUUGAAUACAUUAAUGAUGUGCGAGACCAUAAAAACCAUGUCCUGUGAGGAGUGAAAAGGGUGGGAAAGAGCUGGAAACAUACCUGCGCUAUUAAAGGAAGAUAAUUAUUGUAAUGAGUUUGGACCAGAUGAAAGUAUAGAAAGGAGAUUAGAGUUGUGCUCAUUGACACAACCACCUUGAAGGGUCCUAUCUGAUAAGGCCUCCUUUCUUGAUCAAAAAUGUACAAUCUUAUCUUGGACAAAAAGAUUUUUUUAUGGAAGGUGACUGCGUCGCUGGUUGCACCUAAACACUAUACCAGUGGUUCUCAACCUUUUUAAUGCCGUGACCCCCAACCGGUCGUAGGUUGAGGACUACCCAAACGGUCAUAAGUCAAGGACUUUCCUUGCCUGGGAGCGCUGCACAUGCGUGGUGCC
Messenger RNA from Crotalus tigris (Tiger rattlesnake), 3257 nucleotides. Its product is annotated as ribosomal protein S6 kinase alpha-2. Gene Ontology annotation, biological process: intracellular signal transduction; protein phosphorylation. Gene Ontology annotation, molecular function: ATP binding; ribosomal protein S6 kinase activity; magnesium ion binding. The transcript has 21 exons. The coding region runs from base 224 to 2425 and encodes 733 amino acids. NCBI's taxonomy places the organism in Eukaryota, Metazoa, Chordata, Lepidosauria, Squamata, Viperidae. The record is from RefSeq and is a predicted model, not a curated record.